This is a messenger RNA of Saprolegnia diclina VS20, 1738 nucleotides long. RefSeq lists its product as hypothetical. Gene Ontology annotation, cellular component: cytoplasm; ubiquitin ligase complex. NCBI's taxonomy places the organism in Eukaryota, Oomycota, Saprolegniomycetes, Saprolegniales, Saprolegniaceae. The coding region runs from base 74 to 1738 and encodes 554 amino acids. The record is from RefSeq and is a predicted model, not a curated record. Gene Ontology annotation, biological process: positive regulation of proteasomal ubiquitin-dependent protein catabolic process; ubiquitin-dependent protein catabolic process; protein polyubiquitination. The transcript has 4 exons. Gene Ontology annotation, molecular function: ubiquitin conjugating enzyme binding; zinc ion binding; ubiquitin protein ligase activity.
CCACGAACCAUUCCCUGCCUUGUCCUCCGACCUCCACAUACCAACGAACUAGUCUAUAUACCAUCGACGUACAAUGAAUUUCUACCAAACACUAAAAACGUCCGCAAAAUGCGCUAUCUGCCUCGACGAACGACCAACCAAACAUGCCCGCCACUGUCGUGAGUGCGAUACCAACUGCUGCGUUGAAUGCUUCCGCGAGUACGUGACGCACAAGAUUGAGCACGGCGAUGUUGCGCCCCACCAGCUCGUGUGCCCCGGCCAUUGCCGGCGACCGAUCCCACGGCUCGUGCUUGUCGUCGUCCUGUCCACGAGUCUCUUCGAAAAAUACGACCGCCUCGUGCUUGCGUCCAAGCGGCGCCAGACCGGCUACUGGUAUUGCCCGCGGCCCGAGUGCGGCCAGGUGCUAUGCACCGCACACAGCAAAAACAGUCGCCGGCUCGACUGUGAGAGCUGUCGGCAGUCGUCGUGCCUCGACUGCGGCGGCGUGUACCAUGAGCGACCGAACUGCAACGUCGAGUUCAAGGCGUGGUGCGACGCGCACGACGCGCAGCGCUGCCCGCUGUGCACGAUGGUGAUUCAAAAGAUCGACGGUUGUCAUCGCAUGGAAUGUGCGUACUGCUACAAUGAGUUUUGCUGGCGCUGCGGCAUCACCAUGAGCGACCAUCGACUCGCGCUCUGCUGGCCGCGGAUGUGCAUACGCUCCGACCAUUGGCUCUAUGGCCCAGUCGCACCGGUUCGGUUCGUGACCAAAACUGUGUUUGGCACCGUGGUCGCUGGCGUCGGCCUUGUCGCCGGAGCAUUUAUUGUGGGCAUCGCCAUUAUCGUCGUGCCCAUCUUCGACGCCUAUCAUCGUGCGCGAUAUCGCCGUCCCCCGACCGCCCCCAACACUACGUCGGCGACACGCGUCGAGAGCGCUCCCACGAUCCCACUGGACGACGCGGAAAACAAUGUCAGCGGUGAUAGCGACCACCUCGUCACUCUGCCAGUCACUGCGCUAUGUGUCAUCUGCCUCGAAGACCGACCCGUUGAGCGUGCCCACCGCUGCCAACGCUGUGACACCAACUGCUGCAGCAACUGCUUUGGCUCGUACUUGAUUCACAAGAUUGCGGAUGGUGACGUCGCGCCGCACCAACUCGUGUGCCCCGGCCAGUGCCGGCAACCGAUUGCACGGGCCGUGCUCGCCCAGUUUGUGUCCCCAAGCUAUCUCCAAAAGUACAUUCAGUUCCUCACGUCGUACGAGCUCCGUCAGCGCGGCCAUCGAUACUGCCCGCGACCGCAGUGCGGCCAGCUGCUGCCGACGGCAACCUCCCACAAGAACAAGAAGAUGAACAAGCGCCGCGUCGACUGUCCGAGCUGCCAGCAGUCGUCGUGUCGCGACUGCGGCGACGCCUACCAUCGAUGGCCGCAGUGCGACCGACAGUAUCGCUCGUGGUGCCACUCGCACGCUGCGCAGCGCUGCCCACAGUGUUCGACGACCAUCGAGAAAGACGGCGGUUGCAGCCACAUGAAGUGCACGUAUUGCCACUACGAUUUUUGCUGGCGCUGCCGCAUCAAGUGGGCUGACCACAACCAUGCGCUGUGUCUGCCGGUCGCAUGCGUGCGCUCGACGCAUUGGGCCUUUGGCCCGAUCGCGCCUGUCCGGUUUGUGACCAAGACCGUCGCGGGUGUCCUUGGUGUCGGCGUUGCCGUUGCAGCGGGCGCCGUCGCGGUUGGCGUCGCCGUCGUGGUGCUGCCUUAA